Spodoptera littoralis (African cotton leafworm) is the source of this 1011-nucleotide messenger RNA. Lineage: Eukaryota; Metazoa; Arthropoda; Insecta; Lepidoptera; Noctuidae. The record is from the annotation of a GenBank genome assembly.
AUGAUGGACUCGCACUCGCUGGGCCGGAGUCGGCAGACUCCCGCUGCCAGAAACCACAUUGUUUACACCGACCAUAAAGGACGAAAAAUACCGUACGCUGACAAGAUCACUCCGGAGCCAAUACUGCACAACAAUACCAGUAGAGACACAAAGGCUGACUCCAUCAGGAAUAGCUAUAACAGUCAGUUCAAAGUAGGCAUUUACGGCUGGCGGAAGAAAUGUCUAUACAUACUGGUCAUGACUCUUAUGUUGAUGAUGGUCAUCAAUCUCGCACUGACGUUAUGGGUACUUAAAGUCUUGGAUUUUAAUUCGGAAGGAAUGGGUCAACUCCGUAUAGUACCUGGGGGAUUACAACUGUUAGGGCAAGCUCUAAUGUUGGAUUCUCUGUUUGCGUCUACCAUCAAGUCACGUCGAGGGUAUCCAAUUUACAUGGAAGCUUCUCGAAAUUUUACUGUUUCUACUAGAGACUCGCACGGAUUGUUACAGAGUAGAUUAUAUCUAGGCCACGAUCGUUUCGAAGUGAACGUUGGUCGGUUAGAAGUGCGGGACGCCCGGGGAGCGUUGUUACUUGGCGCGGGGCAGGACUCGGUCACAAUCGGGGCUGAAACACUGACGGUGGUCAGCCCUGCCGGUGUCACCAUACAAGCCGCCGCGCAGACACCCCUAGUCAAAGCCCCCCCUUCAAAACCAUUGGUGUUGGAGUCACCGACGCGUUCGCUGGAGAUGCAUGCGGCACAGAACAUAGUGCUGGAGUCCCGCGCCGGUGACAUCAGCGCCAGCUGCCUCACUACCUUCCGACUCCGAUCUGUCGCCGGCUCGAUUCGCCUAGAUGCACCCAGUAUAUUCAUGCCAAAGUUAAAAUCGGCGUUGCCACUGCCACCGUCCGCGCACACACAUGAUCCACACCACCAGAACAUUUACCAACUGUGCGCAUGCGCAAACGGCAAGCUGUUUCUCGCCCCGCCCCACGGCGUCUGCGCAGCGAGAGAAGAGAGCCUUAUAUGCCGAUGA